AUGGCAGCGCUGAGUUUGCAUGGCGAUGGUGAGAAAGGCAUGGACUAUAAGUUUAGUCCGAACCAAGAUGGUACUGCUGCUGGUGGUGACGGUGACGACUUAGUGGCUAUGGAUUACACUCCGGCGAAAAAGAAUACUCCGAUUCAUAACUAA
This is a messenger RNA of Prunus armeniaca (apricot), 153 nucleotides long. Lineage: Eukaryota; Viridiplantae; Streptophyta; Magnoliopsida; Rosales; Rosaceae. The record is from the annotation of a GenBank genome assembly.